Molecule: messenger RNA, 816 nt
Organism: Adineta ricciae
Lineage: Eukaryota; Metazoa; Rotifera; Eurotatoria; Adinetida; Adinetidae
Source: the annotation of a GenBank genome assembly
AUGCAUGUUUGCGAUCCCUCGGUGGUAAGAGGAGAUUUUCGUUUCAACGAUCGUUCCUACAAAUUUGCAUUGUUCUAUACGGGUGCUCCAUUUGAUAUCUCGAAGUUCAAUCAAAUUGGUGUAGCUUUUUCAAAUUCUCUUGUAUCAGCUGAUUGGAUUCGAUACCCGUAUCCACUGAUUCGCCAUCCUGACAUCCUUAUGAUUGGAAGUACCUCAUAUAUCGACAAAGAGAAAAUUGGUAACAUUCGAGAUCCGCAACAGCCUUUUGGAGUCGCUCAACCGACGGCCACGUCAGUGUCUGGAGGUGUAGUGCUUCUGGCGUAUACCGUAGGAGACCGGUAUGGUACUCGAGCAGAAGUGCGAACUGUGGAUUUGUCACAUCUAGAUAAAGCACCUCAAGUCUCGACAUAUAGACUUAUUACAACAAAUGGACUUAUCGAUCCAAUACAUGUUGUAUUAAAUAAUUUUGAUAUGACAUAUGAUUCAGUCUUAGAUCACUUCUACAUUAUCCGCGACGGAUACCCGCAAUUCGGUGGAACUAGUCCGGACUUCUUAUCCCGUUCAGUCGAGCUAGCCUCAAUUUCAGCAGCGGCAAUGUGGUCGAACAAAACAUGUCAUUAUAAUUGGACAUCUUGGGGACGAAUCAAUACAGUACAACUCUCAAAUGCAAAACGUAUUCAUAAUGCUGGCAUUGUGCGCAAUGAAUGGGGAGGUUUGAUAAAACCAAUAAAAGUUAUGGUGUCUGACGCGAUAGAGUCCAAUAACUUUUAUACAUGGUUAUUCUCGAAGCGUUUACGUUUAAUCCAGUUGAAAUAA